This is a messenger RNA of Empidonax traillii (willow flycatcher), 2919 nucleotides long. RefSeq names its product phosphoinositide-3-kinase regulatory subunit 1 (gene PIK3R1). The transcript is spliced from 16 exons. Lineage: Eukaryota; Metazoa; Chordata; Aves; Passeriformes; Tyrannidae. Gene Ontology annotation, biological process: phosphatidylinositol phosphate biosynthetic process; insulin receptor signaling pathway. Gene Ontology annotation, molecular function: protein binding; 1-phosphatidylinositol-3-kinase regulator activity. The coding region runs from base 505 to 2679 and encodes 724 amino acids. The record is from RefSeq and is a predicted model, not a curated record. Gene Ontology annotation, cellular component: phosphatidylinositol 3-kinase complex.
UUGAUGACUGAGACAGAAAAAGUGGUGUGGAAAAGAGCUGUCAGAUGUUCCCUCUUCCAGCCCUGUCUACUAGUGUCUCUUUACAAGGAAAAGCAUGUAUGCAGAGUUUGGUGGCAGAAUUUUUAAGGUACGUGGGCAGUCUGUGGCAAAUACUUCUGAAGAAGGUGUGACUGUCUACAAGAGUCGGCUGAGCUUGUGCAUGGAGACACAGAAGUGCCAGCAAGCCCAGGAAAGGAGCUAAUUGGAAGAAAAUUGCCACGCAUAGAAAAAGUGGAGCCCUUACUUCAGCAACAGUCACUCAGAAUAAAUACAUCAGUAAAUACAUCAACAGUGAAAUGAUAAAUCUUGGUGCUUCUUGAUUCUCUGGUGGAUUUUAUUACUUAAGAGACAUUUUCAUUAUCCCAUUUAAUAAGUCUUGAAUUUCUCUGUACAUUAAAAUAUAACUGGAAAAUCACAUUUUGAUACCUUUUAAUAACACUUUUGAAUGUUAAAUCAUUUGCCAAGAUGAGUGCUGAGGGAUAUCAAUAUAGAGCUUUAUAUGACUACAGAAAAGAGCGAGAAGAAGACAUUGACUUGCACUUGGGAGAUAUAUUAACUGUGAAUAAAGGUACCUUACUAGCACUUGGAUUUAGUGAAGGGGAAGAAGCAAAACCUGAGGAAAUCGGUUGGUUAAAUGGCUUUAAUGAAACCACAGGGGAGAGGGGAGAUUUCCCAGGAACUUAUGUAGAGUACAUUGGAAGAAAAAAAAUAUCUCCCCCAACUCCAAAGCCUCGUCCUCCUCGACCUCUUCCAGUAGCACCAGGUCCUGCAAAAGCAGAAGGAGAGAGUGAGCAACAAGCUUUUUCACUUCCAGAUCUCACUGAGCAGUUUGCACCUCCUGAUGUUGCUCCACCGAUUCUUGUCAAGUUAGUAGAGACCAUUGAAAAGAAAGGUCUGGAGUGCUCAACUUUGUAUGGAGCACAGGGCUCAAGCAGCUCAACAGACUUAAGACAAAUCUUUGAAUGUGAUGCCUCUUCAUUAGAUUUAGAGACAUUUGAUGUGCAUACUUUAUCAGAUGUUCUCAAGAGGUAUAUCCUGGACCUGCCAAAUCCCAUCAUUCCAGCAGCUGUUCACAGUGACAUGAUUUCUGUAGCUCAAGAAGUACAGAGCUCAGAGGAGUAUGCUCAGUUGCUGAAGAGACUCAUCAGAUCUCCAAAUAUACCUCCCCAAUAUUGGCUCACACUCCAGUAUUUGCUCAAACAUUUCCUCAGAGUUUGUCAAGCCUCCAGCAGAAAUCUUUUGAAUGCAAGGUCUCUGGCUGAAAUUUUCAGCCCUCUGCUUUUCAGAUUCCAGAUCACAAGCUCUGAUAAUACAGAACACCACAUAAAAAUCCUGGAAGCUUUAAUCACAAGUGAAUGGAAUGAGAGACAGCCUGUACCAGCCCUGCCUCCUAAGCCACCAAAACCUAAUACUGUAACUAACAAUAGCAUGAAUAACAACAUGUCAUUACAAGACGCAGAGUGGUACUGGGGAGAUAUCUCAAGGGAAGAAGUAAAUGAGAAGCUUCGAGACACUGCUGAUGGUACCUUUUUGGUACGAGAUGCUUCAACCAAAAUGCAUGGGGACUACACACUUACUCUAAGGAAAGGAGGAAAUAACAAAUUAAUCAAAAUUUUUCAUCGAGAUGGAAAAUAUGGUUUUUCUGACCCAUUAACUUUCAACUCUGUGGUCGAGCUAAUAAACCACUACCGGAAUGAAUCUCUAGCCCAGUAUAAUCCUAAACUGGAUGUAAAAUUACUGUAUCCUGUAUCUAAGUACCAGCAGGAUCAAGUUGUAAAGGAGGAUAGCAUUGAAGCAGUGGGAAAGAAAUUACAUGAAUAUAAUACCCAGUUCCAAGAAAAAAGCAGAGAAUAUGACAGACUCUAUGAAGACUACACAAGAACGUCUCAGGAAAUUCAAAUGAAAAGAACAGCUAUUGAGGCAUUUAAUGAAACAAUAAAAAUAUUCGAAGAGCAGUGCCAAACACAAGAAAGAUACAGUAAGGAGUACAUUGAAAAAUUUAAACGGGAAGGAAAUGAAAAAGAAAUACAGAGAAUUAUGCACAACUAUGAAAAACUGAAGUCUCGGAUAAGUGAAAUUGUGGACAGCAGGCGUAGAUUAGAAGAAGAUUUAAAGAAGCAAGCAGCUGAAUAUAGAGAAAUAGACAAGCGUAUGAACAGCAUUAAGCCAGACCUCAUUCAGCUGAGGAAGACAAGAGAUCAGUACUUGAUGUGGCUGACUCAAAAAGGUGUUCGGCAAAAGAAGCUAAAUGAAUGGCUUGGAAAUGAAAAUGCAGAAGACCAAUACUCUAUGGUAGAGGAUGAUGAGGACUUGCCCCAUCAUGAUGAGAGAACAUGGAAUGUGGGAAAUAUCAAUAGAAGCCAAGCUGAAAAUCUGCUGCGGGGAAAGCGAGAUGGAACAUUCCUUGUUCGAGAGAGCAGCAAACAAGGCUGCUAUGCCUGCUCUGUUGUGGUGGAUGGAGAAGUAAAGCACUGUGUGAUAAACAAAACACCCACUGGGUAUGGAUUUGCAGAGCCAUAUAACUUGUACAACUCGCUCAAAGAACUGGUGCUACAUUAUCAACACACAUCACUUGUGCAGCACAAUGACUCUCUCAAUGUCACGCUAGCCUACCCUGUAUAUGCACAGCAGAGGCGAUGAACAUCUUAGUACUGCGGGUUGUUUGUUUUUUUCUAAAGAAAUGAUUUGACAACACUGAGGCCUCUGGAGAGAAAAGGCUCCUUUCAGCUUUACUCAAGAAUUUGCAGUAUCAAAGCUAUCUGUCUUCAGACAGGACUAAAGAUUUCCUUCACAACUGCAGUGGGAGAAAUCACAGUAGUAAGCUGUGAAUGUAUGUUUGUAAUCUGAAGUGCUUUUUGGUUUUUUUUGUAAUUAAGAAAA